AUGCGUGUCGCAACCCGCCGCCGGGGGGGAGGGUCAGACGCUGCAAGGAUGCGGUACGGUGCCGCACCGGGGAACACACCCCAGGAGGAUCUACGGAUAGGAUACCUGAUUCACUCCCCUGCUUGCGCUAGCAGGAACAUUGGCAGACCUCCAGCUUGUGCCGUAACCUGCCAACUCCACCUCCACAAAGUCGACACGGGGAAUCCCACCAACCUCAUUAGCAUGUGGACUGAUUCUGUCGAUCAAGGCCGAAGACUAGAGAACCUCAGUUGGCGACUUUGGCAACGCGAGACCUUCGAUUGCCAGAGCGCCUCCAACAAGAUCUCUCCCCAACCACUCCUCCAGAACAUUCCCUACGAAAGCUGCAUACCCGGCCCUCUCCAAUUGUCCGGCAGCGUUGAAUCUCUCACGGACGAGAAGGCCGAUGAUUUUACUUCCGUCCCAAUACCUGUUGACACCUGCUGCCCCAAGACACGGAUCCAGGGUUCGUACACCAGCUGCCGAAGCAAGCGAGAAAGACAUAUCAGCUCUGACGACUUCGAGAGGAUGGCCGUCUCCAUCCUCAAAGACAAGAGUCCUUUGUUGAUACUGCUACAGAGCUGCCCCAUGGUUGCUACUCUUAAGGAAUCGCUCCCUGCGCCUAUUGCCUUGGAGCGCUCCAGUUCCAGUACUACCAAAUCCCAGUCGCCUUCUAAGUCAAUUAGCAACCGCUUAGAGGCAUCGCCCGAGUUCGCUCCCAUAACGCCUUCGCGCACCAUCAUUAACGCCCUAUCCGACAGGAUCCCUAAGCCCACCUCCUCUCCAGCCCCCAAGCCUGUACAGUCUAAGAAGCAUAAGCCAGUCAUCCCCAAUAUUAAGAGGCUCAUAUUUCAGAUUGGCGGAUCCCCUGAAGAUAACGCUUUGCUCAAGAGCACCCUCGCCACUUCUCCACCUAGCUCUCUUUUCUCGCUCCAGAACAACGCUCUAUUUAUUACUCUUAUACUGGCAAAGGACGACCGCGCGCACAACCUGGGCAACUACGCCUCGCAAUCCACAACAGCCAUUCCUCGGUCGCGCAUAGCCCCCAAUAAACCCUCCUUGGGCGCUUCUCGCAACGAAUUGGACGAGACUCCAUUAAUAAUAAAGGGCAUGCGUCAUCCUACCCUCAAGCCCAUUCACGAGAUCCCUCGAUCCAGCCCUCAAUCCAUUCAUAAAAAACCCGACCAUGCUGAGAAUCAGGCUGCUCUGUCACCGCACACUACGCGCCGCAACAUGCUUGCAACUGAGCUUACCGAGUCGCUCCGCCGCCACCUCCUCUGGGAACGACAGCAGAAGUCGUCGACAGCUGAUGCAGUUCUGAGCCGGAGCCACACCUCGGACAAUAUGACCCACCUUGAACAACACCUCAAGAAGAGCUGCAUCAAAACGAGCGAGGAUGUCAGCGCCAGUAGCAAGGACCAAUGCUUCUUCAAGAACGUCGGUAAUGGAUACCACGUCAAAGGCUGGUGA
Molecule: messenger RNA, 1488 nt
Organism: Ilyonectria robusta
Lineage: Eukaryota; Fungi; Ascomycota; Sordariomycetes; Hypocreales; Nectriaceae
Exons: 6
Coding region: 1-1488 (495 amino acids)
Biological process (GO): regulation of nitrogen utilization; mitochondria-nucleus signaling pathway; negative regulation of transcription by RNA polymerase II
Cellular component (GO): cytoplasm
Source: RefSeq, a predicted model, not a curated record